Messenger RNA from Sphaerodactylus townsendi, 2305 nucleotides. It is a transcript of the gene SUV39H1, whose product is annotated as SUV39H1 histone lysine methyltransferase. Lineage: Eukaryota; Metazoa; Chordata; Lepidosauria; Squamata; Sphaerodactylidae. Gene Ontology annotation, cellular component: nucleus. Gene Ontology annotation, molecular function: histone H3K9 methyltransferase activity; protein binding; zinc ion binding. Bases 121 to 1365 code for a protein of 414 amino acids. The transcript is spliced from 6 exons. The record is from RefSeq and is a predicted model, not a curated record.
UGGGCGCCCGCCCCUUUUCCCGCGCUCCCCCUUUCGCGUGCGGGAUGAGAAGUUCCCGGCUGCUUCGGCGACGGGAGGGAAAUUGAAACAAAUUAAUAAAUAAAUGAGAGGGGACCCAAAAUGGCGGAAAAUUCAAAAGCCUGCUCUGUUUGUUGCAAAUCCACUUGGUCCCAACUCCAGGAUUUAUGCCGCUUGGAAAAGGUGUGCUGUGCUGACUUUGGCAUCACCAGGAAAAACCUGUAUGAUUUUGAAGUGGAAUAUCUGUGUGACUACAAGAAAAUCCGGGAUGAGGAAUACUACCUGGUGAAGUGGCGUGGCUACUCUGAUUCGCAAAACACCUGGGAACCCCGUAAGAACUUGCGCUGCAUCAGCAUCCUCAAGCAGUUCAACCGGGACCUAGAGCAGGCGCUGAUCUGGCAAGGAGGCAAGAUCAGGAAGAACAUCCGCAUGCUCGACCAAGGCCUCUCCAACUAUCUGGUGCAGAAGGCGAAGCAGCGGCAGGCCCUGCAGCAGUGGGAAUACGAGCUCAACGCCAAACGCAAUCACAAGGGUCGCAUCGUCGUGGAGAACGAGGUGGACUUGGACGGGCCUCCCCGGGACUUUGUCUACAUCAACGAGUACAAGGUUGGGGACGGCAUCAUUCUCAACCAGGUUGCUGUGGGCUGUGAAUGCCGAGACUGUCUGUCGGACACCAUGGGGGGCUGUUGCCCAGGAGCCUCGCACCACAAAUUUGCCUACAAUGAGCUUGGCCAAGUGAAGAUCAAGGCGGGCAUGCCCAUCUACGAGUGCAAUUCUCGCUGCAGCUGUGGGAUCGAGUGCCUCAACCGGGUGGUGCAGAAAGGCAUUCGUUACGACCUCUGCAUUUUCCGGACAGAUAAUGGGCGUGGCUGGGGUGUGCGUACGCUGGAGAAGAUCCGCAAGAACAGCUUUGUCAUGGAAUAUGUGGGAGAGAUCAUCACAUCGGAGGAGGCAGAGCGAAGGGGUCAGAUCUACGACCGGCAGGGUGCCACUUACCUCUUUGACCUGGACUAUGUAGAGGAUGUGUACACGGUGGAUGCUGCCUACUACGGCAACAUUUCACAUUUUGUCAACCACAGUUGUAACCCUAACCUCCAGGUGUACAAUGUCUUUAUCGAAAAUUUGGACGAGCGGCUGCCACGCAUUGCCUUCUUUGCUACUCGGUCAAUCCGUAUCGGUGAAGAACUCACCUUUGACUACAACAUGCAAGUGGACCCUGUAAAUGCAGAGAGCACCCGGAUGGACACUAAUUUCAGCCUUGUGGGCGGCCUGACUGGCUCCCCAAAGAAGCGGAUGCGCAUUGAGUGCAAGUGCGGCACAGAGUCCUGCCGAAAAUACCUCUUCUAAUUCUUUGUUGGUUUUGCUUGGAAGAUGUCUGGCCAUGCUUGAACUGGAAAGCAAGAGAUGAACUGGCAGUUGCUGAAAAAUAGCAGGCAAGACGGCAAGAGCCAGCAACGUACCUGCUUGAAAAAUGGAUUAUUGGGACUCUGGACUGUAUGGGGGGUGGGGUGGGGGCAGUGACCUGCAUCUGCUAUGCUGGCCAGCCUCUGUGCAAUGGCUUUUUGUUGCCCAACAGGAGUAUUCUAGUGGUAUGGGGGGGACUUUUCAAUAGUCAGGUGAUUAGUUUGACUUGUCAAACACUGCUGAGAUGCUAGCUGCAAGGACAACAACCUAGAACAGAUCAUAAGUCUGUGGGGGUGCCUUCUCCUCAGUUUAUUAGAAACGCUCGAUUUUAGGUACUUCAGGGCAGAAAACACUGGCUAAUUCGUUCUGGUUUACUAGAUGGAAGGAAAGCAAGAUGGAAGGUCUUGCUUUCUAAAUUGGAAGCAUUUCUUCGUUGCUGUACAGAUAGGAGGGAAACCACUUGGCUUUUAAUGGAUUUGAUGUGCUCUGCAUUAUCUCAGUGGGCUAUUUAGGACUCCUGUCCAUCUCUGUACAUUCAUGGAACCUCUUUUCCGUUAACAGAGAGGAGAGCGUCCACAAUAACUUGUACUUGAAGUCGCACUUAUUGCCUACAUUUGGGUUGUCCUAUGCAAACAGAUAAGCCGUUGUCACCUCUCUUUAUAUAUAUUUUUUCCCUAAAAAGGACAUUUUAAAAAGUCUAUUUGUGGACGUGGGCUGGGGCAAAGAAUCUAGCUUCUAGGAGCAGCUGUGCUUUGGGAGGUGCGGCGAAGUAUCUGAAUGUUGGUUGAUGGACUUAAUUCGAUUGUUGGAUUCUUUAUUUUGUUUGUGACAACACCUUUUGUAUCAACUGUUUCUUUUUUUACAAAAAACAAAAUUCAAAUGG